AAGUAGAGUCCUGGGGUUAAAAUAUUACGUUAGGGGCCCGGUGCAGUGAAUAAGGGUGCGUGUUCUCUUUGAUGCUGGCACGGUUAUCCGCAAAAAAUUCUUCCCCGCAAGUGCGUGUCUAAUAUUUAGACAUGCUCUGCUUUGUGGAUACCCGGAUAUGGCUGCUGCUAGCGGCGUUACAAGCGAUACACCUCGUCAGCGGACGGGAGGAGAACCACGAGAGUACAGAUGACAGUCAGCUCACUCAUACCAUGGGCGAGAGGUUCGCUGCCCAGUACAAGGCUCCCGUAGGACCGUCUCCUCCCGGCGCCCCGGGACCCAUGGGACCACGCGGACCACCAGGACCGGCCGGUGGCUCCGGUCCGCCAGGAUACCCAGGCAGCCCCGGAGAGCCCGGCGAGAGCGGACCGAGUGGCCCAGCCGGACCUCCUGGACCUGCAGGGCUCAGCGGCAAGAACGGAGAGGAUGGUGAGCCAGGCAGGCCAGGACGGCCCGGAGAUCGGGGACUCCCAGGUGCACAGGGUCCCCGUGGAUUCCCAGGAACCCCAGGUCUCCCUGGAAUCAAGGGCAGCAGAGGAUUCAACGGCAACGAUGGAGCCAAGGGAGACACUGGCCCCGCAGGAGCCAGGGGCGAGGCUGGCACGCCUGGAUCGAGUGGAGUCGUGGGCAUUUCUGGUGGACGUGGAGCUCCAGGAGAGAGAGGCCGCCCCGGACCCAGCGGCCCGGCCGGAGGCCGUGGCAAUGACGGACAGGCCGGAGCCGCCGGGGCCCCAGGCUCAGCUGGUCCCGCAGGCGCUGCAGGCUUCCCAGGCGGCCCAGGCGCCAAGGGUGAUGCCGGUCCCCCAGGCCCCCGCGGAUCGGAUGGAGGCGCUGGCGGCCGUGGAGAGAUGGGCCCCGUGGGUCCCAGCGGCUCUCCUGGCCCUGCUGGCACGCCAGGUUCUGACGGAGCGCAGGGCCACAAGGGUGAGAUUGGAAACGCCGGCAGCUCGGGAGCUCCAGGUUUCCCAGGAGAGCGUGGGGCCCCCGGCCAGGCCGGAGGAGUUGGAGCCCCAGGACCCGUGGGAGCGAACGGCGAGGCCGGGUCACCAGGAUUCAAGGGCGAGCCCGGUGGCAGGGGAGACCCCGGCCCUGCUGGAUUCGCCGGACCCCCCGGCCCGUCAGGACCUGAAGGCCGUCGCGGCGCUCGCGGGGAGGCAGGACCGGCAGGGCCCCCUGGGCCGACUGGAGAGAGGGGGUCUGGCGGUUCUCCAGGAGCUCCAGGUGCUGACGGCCUUCAGGGUGAAAGGGGCGCUGGUGGGGAGGUUGGGCCUGGAGGCCCCGUUGGAUCCAAGGGAGAUUCUGGAGAGCCCGGCAUCUCUGGCUCAGCAGGCAUCCCCGGCGCCAGGGGUCUGACCGGCAGCCCAGGAAACCCCGGACAAGAUGGGAAGCCAGGACCCGCGGGCCCCGUCGGUGGUGACGGCAGCCCAGGCUCCGCCGGUCCCCCUGGGCCACGUGGCCAGCCUGGAGUCAUGGGCUUCCCUGGAGGCCGUGGUGCUGCGGGAGACGGAGGGAAGUUGGGAGAGCGUGGAGAUGUGGGCCCAGCCGGUGCCGUGGGCCACGCUGGCAAGAACGGAGACACCGGCGCCCCCGGCCCUGCUGGACCAGCUGGAGCUUCUGGCGAGAAGGGAGAGCAGGGAGCCGCAGGUGGCCCCGGGUUCCAGGGUUUGCCCGGCAUGUCUGGAGCUCAUGGAGAGGCUGGGUCACCAGGAGAGAAGGGAUCCCCCGGUGAGUCUGGAGGACCCGGGCCGACUGGAUCUAGGGGCGAGCGUGGAUCUGCGGGACAGAGGGGAGAGGGUGGACCUGCUGGCCCCACCGGCGCCACUGGAGCCCCCGGAUCCCCUGGAAAUGAUGGAGCCAAGGGAUCCACGGGACCGUCCGGACCUCCUGGAGGCCCCGGAGCCCCUGGUGUGCAGGGCAUGCCCGGUGAGGGAGGAGCGAACGGAAUGCCGGGACCCAAGGGAAACCGCGGCGAGCCUGGUCCAAGUGGCGCUGAUGGCGGCCCAGGGAAAGAUGGCCCCCGGGGUCUGACCGGUCCCAUUGGUUCCCCCGGAGCAGCUGGGCCAAGUGGAGAGAGGGGAGAGGGGGGCCCCCCGGGCCCCGCCGGUCCCAUCGGCAGCCGUGGAUCUCCCGGUGAGCGCGGAGAGGGAGGCCCCAGCGGUCCGUCUGGCUUCGCCGGUCCCUCCGGUCUGGACGGGCUGCCCGGUGGCAAGGGAGAACCGGGAGAGACCGGAGCCCGCGGAGAGUCGGGGGCUGCCGGCCCAGGCGGCCCCGCAGGAGGCGCCGGUCCCGCGGGUCCUGCCGGGUCAGCCGGUCCCAAGGGUGAUCGCGGUCCUUCUGGUCCAGGGGGUGUAUCUGGAUUCCCCGGCGCUGCCGGUCGCGUGGGCGCUGCCGGCCCCGUUGGAAACCCCGGGCCACCCGGCCCCUCCGGCCCCGAUGGCAAGGAGGGCACCAAGGGCCCUCGCGGAGAGACUGGGCCCCCAGGAAGCACGGGAGCUCCAGGCCCUGCUGGAGUCACAGGGCCCUCGGGCGAGAAGGGGGCGCCGGGAGACGACGGGCCCGUGGGAGCGGAAGGUUCCCCCGGCCCCUCGGGAUUGGCUGGUAGCCGUGGUGUCGUGGGUCUGCCCGGACAGCGUGGAGAGAGGGGAUUCAGUGGCCCUGCUGGUCUUGUGGGGGAGGCUGGCAAGCAAGGUCCCGUCGGCCCGAGUGGAGAGAGGGGGUCAGCCGGUCCCGCCGGUGCCAUGGGCUCCGCAGGAUCCCCCGGUGACAGUGGCCGUGACGGCGCUGCUGGAGCUGAUGGCCUGCCAGGACGUGAUGGACCUCAAGGGCCAAAGGGAGACCGUGGUCCCCCUGGCAAUGCCGGCCCCGCUGGAGCCCCGGGUGCAUCUGGUCCUAGCGGCCAGGCAGGAUCACCAGGCCGCACUGGAGAGAGGGGAGACGUUGGCCCCGCAGGGCCAUCCGGACCUGCCGGACCACCUGGACCCCGUGGCCCCGUGGGCCCCUUGGGCGGCUUGGGAGAGCGAGGGGACAACGGCGCAGCAGGAGAGAGAGGACACAAGGGCCACCGUGGAUUCGCCGGUCUUCCUGGCCCACCAGGCCCACCAGGCUUGAGCGGAGAGAGCGGCACGCCCGGCCCCGCGGGCCCUGCUGGAGCGAGGGGUCCCGUUGGUGGCGCUGGUUCCCACGGUAAGGAUGGUGCCAACGGUGCUCCUGGUCCCCUCGGUCCUGCCGGCCCCCGUGGCCGCAACGGAGAAGCUGGCGCCGCCGGUCCCCCCGGUCCCCCCGGCCCCCCAGGGCCCCCGUCCGGAGGCUUCGCCGCCGACGAGGCUCAGAACCAGGGCGAGCGCAAUCUGGAGCUGGAGGCCUCCAUCAGCUCCCUGAAUGUGCGCGUGGAGAACAUGGUGAGCCCCGACGGCUCGCAGAAGAACCCGGCACGCACCUGCCGCAACCUCAAGCUGUGCUACCCCGACCUGCCCAGCGGCCUGUACUGGAUUGACCCCAACGAGGGCUCCAAGUCGGACGCCAUCCAGGUUUGGUGCAACAUGGAGACGGGAGAGAGCUGCAUGAACGCCGACAAUCCCAGCAUCGCCCGCAAGAACUGGUGGCUCAAGCCUAGCGGGAGCAAGAAGCACGUCUGGUUCGGAGUGACGAUGAGCCCAGAUGCCCAGUUCACGUACGGAGAAGACAGCCACAGCACAGAGAUCCAGCUCACGUUCCUGCGCCUCUUCUCCACGGAGGCCUCCCAGAAGAUCACGUAUCACUGCAAGAACAGCGUAGCGUACCAGGACGGAGCCGUUGGGAACCUGCAGCAGGCGCUGCUGCUGCAAGGCUCCAACGAGAUGGAAAUCCGUGCCGAGGGCAACUCCAAGUUGGCCUACUCUGUGCUGGAAGACGGCUGCACCAUGCACACCGGCCAGUGGGGCAAGACGGUGAUUGAGUACAGAACACCCAAGACCAGCCGUCUGCCUAUUGUGGACAUCGCACCCAAGGAUGUGGGUGGCCCCGAUCAGGAGUUUGGUGUAGAUGUUGGCCCAGUUUGCUUCCUGUAAAGGGACACAGCCCUCUGUACACAUCUCCAGAACUGCUGCACUGAAAUGGUGAUUCCUGUCCAGAAACGGUCCAUCCACCCGCUUGCAUUUUGGAUUUCAUUGUGAACAAGGAACGUUCAUCUACCCCGCAGAAGCCAGCGCAAGGUGGUUUCAACUGACGCUAGUGCUUCAAGUGCCAGAAGUUUUCAUGUAAUGUUUACACCCGGUCGUGCUUUGUGCCUGUUGCGUUUUUGAGUCUCGUUAAGGUUUCCCAAAGCACGUCGAUGGGGAGUAUAGCCGUGUGUAAUAUAUACGGAUCUUAACCUGCUCGGAUUGGAGGUGCUACUUCAAAGCGUCCUCACAGAUGCAGCUACCUCAGUAAACAAAGAAAACAUUCAAGCUAUUCAGAGGGUCCCUGUGGCACUACAAACAUGAGGGUUCUAGACCAACAGUGCUGACAAUUGCAGAACUCGGAGAAUGCGUUUGGUGCUAUUUCAGGUGCUUAGUCGGCCUGUAGUCCGACCUCCUGCAUGUAAACGAAGUCGAUGCCAUUUUAUUGACCACUUUCCCAUGUUUUCCAAAAUGUGGCCUGUGGAUGACUGAUUUAUGUUUUUUACUCUCCUGUCGACCAAUUAUUUGUAGAGGACAAUGAUGGACACUUUUCAGGGCAUGAACACUAAAGUAUUUACCAAAUUUUGAUUGAGAAGAAAAAUAAUGUCAAUUCCCAAACCAUUGUUAAAUUAAAUUGAAAUAACUAUCCCUUGUAAUAUCAUCUCUCUACGCAAGAUGUUUCUCCCAUUGUCUUAUUUGUAUUGAGUUCAUGUGUUUAAUUCCAUUAAUGUUAACCAAAUCUGGGAUGUCAAUAAAAAAAUAAUAAAGAAAA
Petromyzon marinus (sea lamprey) is the source of this 4947-nucleotide messenger RNA. RefSeq lists its product as uncharacterized. Gene Ontology annotation, cellular component: extracellular matrix. Lineage: Eukaryota; Metazoa; Chordata; Hyperoartia; Petromyzontiformes; Petromyzontidae. Gene Ontology annotation, molecular function: extracellular matrix structural constituent. The record is from RefSeq and is a predicted model, not a curated record.